CGCCGUGGUGGAGCCGUUGCCCUAUCUGUCAGUCACUGACCGCUACAAGGACCAGUACCCGACGUAAUCACGGUGUCAUUCGAGGUUCCGAUUCUUAAAAUUACACGCCUCUGGCUGAUGUUGACCAAUCUCGGCGUGGAUGCUUACUAUAUCCAGCGGUGAUUCUGUGGCAAGCAAAACGCCCCGACGCUUGUUGGAGUGCCGCCAUGAGGCAAUGAGAGCAGGUCAACGCCUCAUGGCCUUACCAUCAAGGCUUGUCCCUCUUCCUGUGAAACUGACUAGUCCUAGGCCAGCUCUGUCUGUGUUGAGCCUAUAAAAUCCUACGUUUCGUCCUCUCACUCGGGCACAUUAUCACACAUGAUCGAUUCAUGUUUUGCCUCUUAACCUUUCGGCAAAUUGGUAUUAUCCAGACUUUCGGGUCAACGCAGACUGGUCCGGCAGUAUUAUCCACGAGAAACCACAAUGGAUUUGGGACGUGUGCUCGGCUCGACGGGCAAGCAGCUACUGGAUAGGGCACAAACUAGCCUCAUAUCCUUGGGUACGGCUGCGGUUCCUGUCGGCCUAGUCAGGAAUCUAGUCCUAUCAAUUCUAUCUAAUAUAAGAGUUGGGACCCUGGAGAUUUACUCUCACGACGGAGAAAAGUGGAGAUCCGGUCAAGGGAACGGAGGACACAAAGGUGUCAUACAUGUCCACAGGGAUACGUUCUGGUUCCGAGUCCUUGUAUCGGCAGACCUUGGCUUUGCCGAUUCCUUCAUGUUAGAAGAGUUCUCGACGCCAGACCUGAUGGCACUGAUGGAGCUCUUCAUCGAAAACGAACAGCACCUGUCCAACCUCAGUACCACCCCAUAUCGAUUUGUGGCUGCCAUCUCGGAUGUGCUCUUCCGCACCGUCGACACGGGCACCCUCAAGAACGCCAGUCUGAACAUGGUCGCCGCGUACGACCUCUCCAACGGGAUGUUCGAGGCGUUCCUCUCCCCGGACAUGAGCUACUCCUGUCCGAUCUGGCUGGCCCGGUCGCAUCCGCAGUACGCCAGCGACACCCUGGAAGCCGCGCAGAUGCGCAAGCUGGACCAGCUGCUGGCGAACGUGCAUGCGCAGCCCACGGAUCACAUCCUGGAGUUCGGGACGGGAUGGGGCAGCAUGGCGAUCCGCGCGGCGACAACGAUCGGCUGCCGCGUGACGACCUGCACACUCUCCGAAAUGCAGUACCAGCGGGCGCAAAAGCGCGUGCGCGCCCUGGGGCUCGAGGAGAAGGUCACGGUGCUGCUGUGUGACUAUCGCCUGUUGCCGGUGCCGGAGGUGCCCUACGACAAGAUCGUCGCCGUGGAGAUGAUGGAGGCGAUGGGCGACCAUGAGUUGCAGACGUUCUGGGAGACCGUCGAUAGGUUCCUCAAGCCGGAGGGCGGGAUUGUCUCGAUCCAGUCGAGUAUCAUGCCCGAGUCGAGAUAUAAGAAUAUGUUUCCUAAGGGAGAGGGGUUCAUUCGUCGAUAUAUCUUCCCCGGAGGCCACUGCCCCAGCGUCACCAGACUGUUGGAAGCAGUCCAAAGUUCCAACGCCCGACUCGAUCUGGAAUCCGUGCAGCAAUACGGCGCCCACUAUGUGAGAUGUCUCAACGAAUGGAGUAACAAGUUCCAGCACAAUUUUCGGGGCAUCAUUGCCCCCCUCGUGCGAGAAAAGUACAACCUGUCGGAAAGCGACGUGGAGGUCUUUUACCGGAAAUAUAUCUAUUACUUUACGUAUGCAGCGGCUGCAUUCGAUACGAAGGUUUUGCACCUUUCCCAAGUCACUUUCAGCCGGCCUGGCAACUUGGCGAUGUUGGCAGAGGCUUAGAUGGGCUUGUUAUUUCUCUUGGUUUACUUUGA
Aspergillus brunneoviolaceus CBS 621.78 is the source of this 1862-nucleotide messenger RNA. Its product is annotated as cyclopropane-fatty-acyl-phospholipid synthase. The transcript is spliced from 7 exons. NCBI's taxonomy places the organism in Eukaryota, Fungi, Ascomycota, Eurotiomycetes, Eurotiales, Aspergillaceae. The coding region runs from base 463 to 1830 and encodes 455 amino acids. Gene Ontology annotation, biological process: lipid biosynthetic process. The record is from RefSeq and is a predicted model, not a curated record.